This is a messenger RNA of Hemicordylus capensis (graceful crag lizard), 6406 nucleotides long. Its product is annotated as translation initiation factor IF-2-like. Bases 4299 to 5453 code for a protein of 384 amino acids. The record is from RefSeq and is a predicted model, not a curated record. NCBI's taxonomy places the organism in Eukaryota, Metazoa, Chordata, Lepidosauria, Squamata, Cordylidae. The transcript is spliced from 5 exons.
AACUCGGGAACCUGGGAAGAGGAGGGGAAAUGGCAUCAAUUCACCAUCAUUCUGGCAACGGUACAACACAAACAGAGGCUAUGAAGGUGUAGAAAAGCUAUUGGUCAGACUUUCUACACCAGUGUCCAAAAUGCAAAUCCUGAAAAACAUCAUUUCAGAGUCAAAGUUCAAGGAAAGGCUUUUCAGUACCAGAUUAUGGAAAAUCUGCUCCUCUUCUGCACAAAAAUCUCUUGCCCUAUUAGUGCUCUCAACUCAAUCCUGCCAGCUAAGUGCAGCACAUCAUUACCACUGCGAAACAGGAUGCUGGACUAGAUGGGCCUUGGGCCUGAUCCAGCAGGGCUGUUCUUAUGUUCUUAUGACCAGACUUUUCAGUCAGGUGUCUCAGCCAGAUGCCAUUCUCUGAGGCUGUUCUCAUGAGCAGCCUAGUCUGGGCCAGGCUACUCGUGUGGCGCGCCAGGCCCUACGCAGACCUCAGCCGAGGUUAAAAGAGCAAGCAUUCCUUUAACCCGGCUGUUGGGAUUGUGUCUCCUCGGGCUCCACGCAGCCUGUGGAGAAACAGAGACAGGCGCCUAGAGUGCCUGUCUGAUGGGGGAAUCCCCCAUGGCACCACACUUGUCAUGCGGUGCCAUGUGGGAUAUCCGGGGGCAGGGAAAACAAGUCCCGGCCUCUGUUGAUCUGUGCUGUUGGGAGCAGCACAGACAGUACACGGUGCUGUUCCCAGCAGCGUGGGUCGAGUGGGCACGCAGCUCAUAUCCAGAAGGGAUAAGUUUGAUCAUCUGGGAGAAGGUAGGUUGAAUCCUGCCUUUCCCCCCACCCACCUGGUCAUGUGAACAGCCCCUCUAUAUUGUUCCAGUGACAGGGAAAAUAUAACACAAAUAGAACUAGGGGUAGAGGAGAAGAAACAAAUCGCUUGUCUGUCUCUUUUCAGCCGGAAGCAUUGCAUCUUAGCUGCUAUGAAUAGUAGCAGAGGGAAGAUUGUAUUGAUCACAUUCUCGACUGUCUUGCUCCUAAUAGGGACCAAAAGGGCUCAGAGAACAAUAGCAAGGCCUGAUCUUGUAGCAUUUUUCAAAAUAGGAAGGCAGGAUUUACACCAAUAGCAAAAGCUAGAACAAAGAGACUAUAGUUUGGGCAGAGUGGAGGGUAGUGGGAACAAAAACCUUGUACCUCACAAUAGACUUAAACACACAGCAUGGGAUUUGCUGCGUUUUUCCAGCAGUUAAAGAAAUAUACUGCUCCAGAGCUUCCCCCCACAGACAAUUUUUUUAAAAAGACAAGUUUGCUUGUAAAAUUUUGGUUGGAGUUCAACUAGCUACGUUUCCUGGAGUUUGUGCUAUGUCUUCUGUGGGGAGAGACUUUGGGAAUCUAGAGUCAGCUAUUACCUUUCAAGAUGCCUUAUUCAGAUGAACUGCCUGCCAAAUGUACCAUUCUAGGGCAAGUCAUGGCGCAUUAACACCAACCUUUUCCUUGGUUAUGUACUUGGCUCUAGUUGUAUAUCCUCUGUGCUCAGAUUUUUAAAACAACCAAAUUCGUUGGUUGAAUUAAUGUGGUAUGUUCUGAUCUCAGUAGAUUCUGUAUCCUUGUAUCAUACCCUGCAUCCUUGCCUUGGUCUUCUCAAUCAACCUACUACAUAGGCAGGAGUUAACCCUCCAGGGAGUUGGGUCAGCAAAGACUGGGAACUGGCAAAGUGGUAGCUAGUGAGAUUUCUCCAAUCACACUGGCAAAGAGUCUACUUUGCUGGUAACUCAGAAGGUGGUGGCAGCUAUCAAUUAUUUAUAUAUUUCAGGGUGGAUCUAUUCUCAGUGUUAUAACUGGAGCACCCAAACACUCCUUUUAUUUGGUGUACUUAGUGACCACUGGGGUACCCAGGCAAGAACUCUUGGAGGGGCCCCAGGAACAUCGCAAUGCUACCGAGUUCUUACUUUAAAUUAUCCUGUGUUUUAUCCAGUUCAAAGCAAUUUAUCCAAUUGUCUAGAACAGUGAUAAUGAGCCCCUGGUGGCGCAGUGGUAAAACUGUCGCCCUGUAACCAGAAGGUUACAAGUUCGAUCCUGACCAGGGGCUCAAGGUUGACUCAGCCUUCCAUCCUUCCGAGGUCGGUAAAAUGAGUACCCAGAAUGUUGGGGGCAAUAUGCUAAAUCAUUGUAAACCGCUUAGAGAGCCCCGGCUAUAAAGCGGUAUGUAAGUGCUAUUGCUAUUGCUAUUGCUAUAUUCAAGCAAAUGAAGCAAACUUACCUUUUCCUGCAGGUUGCCCAUAUACCCCAGGUACAGGCGGAUAAUCUCAAUCAGAGUUGAUAAAAUAAUGACUGUCACCAGGAUGAAUUUGUAGUAGUCUGGUAGGAAUGAAUACUAGAAUUGAGGAGGGAAGGGGGAAAAAUAUUUGGAGGCGACAAGAGAUGAAGUGGUUAAAACAACUAUGAUAAAAUGGGCUCAAGAUGUGGGUCAUAAUAUAGAUAUGGCUGCUUGGGAAAAAUUAUGGAAAACUGAUUUAAAGUUUACUGCAUGUAAGGGUUUGAAAUAUAGUAAUAACAGCAGGUUGGGUAGGGUAAAAUCGAGAAGUAAUGUGGAGUAUGUAUGUUUCGAAUUAUUAUAGCAAUGGCUUAUAGGUAUAGUUAAUGUGAAUUGUGCAGACAGGUAAGCGGGAAGUCAAUAUUUACUUAAUUAAAUAAAUGAAUGUAAUUUGAUUGUAAAGCUAUUGUAAAAGCCAAUAAAAAUUUUAAAAUGCGAGAAGGGAAGAAAAAAUAAAUACACUAUCCAGGCAAAGUAAUUUUACUUACAGAGUCAUCUUUCUUGAAAUCCACACCAUACGGAGAAUCUUGUUUUUUUGAUAUUUACCUGCUUCUAAACCCAUCUGCAACAAAUGCUACCAUUUGGAACAUAUUUUAUGGAAAUCAUACUGUAUCAUCACUGCUGUUACUAGGUAUGUUAACUAGCAAUAACCGGUCUCUCUGUUUCAGAAAGUGUCAGGAAAUAAGAAUGGACAGAAGGGAAACUUAGAUACCAGUUGUCUUCUGGACUCACCUUCAAUUGCAGCACAACUACACUGCUCAACCACCAAAAUGGGAAAAAGCAAAGGUUGAAAUAGAGGGACAUCUGCAAGGGUAAAUUGGAGACGAUUUCAUUAUCUGAAGAAACAAAAACAAAAAAGAGAGAGCAGCCACUUGAGAGUCAUGGAGCAAGGAGCUAUGCCAUCUGUGCCAGCUGGGCCCAAGACCCCACAAGAGCAGCCGGUGGUGAUUCCUGAUGAUCCCAGCACAGCGGGUGCAGUGCUGCAAGGAGCCGGGGGUUCAUCGGCAGUGGAGUCGGUGGCAUCCAAUGGGGCGGCAGCACGCAGGGCAGCAGUCCGCAUACGAACGCAUGGCACCCCCUCCCCCACGAGCGGUCCCGCCCCCCCCAUUGCUCGGCUCUGGCUGGCUGGGCGCCGGGCGCCUAAAGUUUGCUGCCUUCAGCAUUGGGCAGGCACAUGGACCUCUUCCUGGGCUGGCACUCGACUCCCCACCCCGCCACCGAGUCGCAUAUGCGUGAGUCCCAGCUGCUCUGGUCGUGGAAGGAUUUGUCUGGCAAUGACUAGGGAGGGAGCAUUUGUGUUUGCUGCUGCUGGGGCUCUGUCCUGCGCAGGACAAAGAAGAAGGAGACCAAACCAGCAAACAACAUCAUCAUCGUCGUCAAAUAAACGCAAUAAAGCGUUCACAGUGGACAAGCACCUCUGCUGACUGGAAGAACUGUAGGCACAACCAACCACAAACCAGCGCUUAGUAACAAGCCUUCUAAUAUUCGAACAUCAUGAUGCCACGGAAGAAGGCGAGUGGAGCUGAAGGACGGAAGAGGCGGAUGUUGGAGGCAGAGGAAGCCAAGAGGCCGAGCAGGUUCUUCGUGCCCUUCUUUUCAAGGGCCGGAACAAGUAGCUCCACACCACCUUCCACAGAGUUGCCAGCACCUGCUCCAGUGUUUUCGGAAUCCGAAGGUGGAUCAAGUGCACAUCCGCCACAAGUGGAGGAGGAAGUCCAGUCAGAUGAAGAGCCUGCCACAGAGAGUGUGGACGUGACAGGAGGGGAAGCUGGUGGUGAUGUCAAGUCUACUGAUGAGACUGAACCCGAGGAGGAGGAGGACACUACGUGCAGUGAACCAGAUGCUGCCCAAGAGCCUCCAACUGUUCGGCCGGAAGUGAUUGAUCGGCAUGACAUCGGACUUCUGCAGUUUGACAAGGAUACUGGAAGACCAAUUCUGCCUGACACGAUGAGAACAGAAAUAAUAAAGUUGGGUUCAAACUAUUUGAACGCGCGCCUGCGGCAUAGACGAGCGCAUGCACCGCGAAGGGCGCAUGCGGUCCGCCAGCUCUUCUGCUUUGCAGGCAUUAAUGGACAACGACGGGGGCAGGGGUGGCAGAGAGGAACUCUGCCGCCCCAAGAAGAUUCUUAAAUGCACCAGCGCCGGAGGGGGAAGAGCGGCGGGGGGGGAAAGUACUACCACCCACCCCUUAAAGUCACACCCCCGCAAGUGCCAGACCACGCUGCGUCCGGACCAUGCACACCACUAUUUGCAAGGACAUAAGGAGUCACUUCAGCUAGACAAGGAUGACUCCAAUGUAGGAAAUUUCCUUGGCUUAGUAAAAUUAAUGGCUACUUGUGACCCAGUCAUGAAAGAACACCUGACCCAUGUGGAAAGUCAUCCUGGAUCCACCUCUUAUCUCUCACCGGCAGUCCAGAAUGAAUUCAUCCACCUGAUGACAUCCACUGUUCGCCAGAGUCUACUGAGAGGCAUUUGCAAAGCAAAAUACUAUGGCCUCAUGUUCGACUCGACUCCUGACCUGGCACACCGUGAGCAGAUGUCACAAGUAGUUAGAUAUGUACAAUUUGAUUUUGAGAGGAAAACAGUCCGUGUGAGAGAGUCCUUCCUUGGUUUUAUCCAGUUAAGCUGGAAGGAUGCUGAGAGCUUGACUGAAGACAUCUUGAAAAAGUUAGAGAAGGACGGAAUGGAGCUACAAGAUUGUCAGUCACAGUGCUAUGACAAUGCUGCUGUGAUGGCUGGACACAGAAGUGGUGUUUCCCAAAGGAUACUUGACAAAAACAACCUGGCAGUGUUUGUGAAUUGCGACAAUCACUCACUCAACUUGGUGGGUGUACAUGCAGCCAAACAGGAUGUGAUGAUGGUGACAUUUUUUGGAACCCUUGACGCCAUCUACGUGUUUUUUUCUCGCUCAACACAGUGCUGGGAAAAACUCAGAAACGCCAUGCCUGUGUCUGUUAAGUCAGAGUCUGAAACCAGGUGGAGUUCAAGGAUGGAAGCAGUGAAACCAGUCAACAACCACCUGGAGGAGAAACUUCAAGUUCUUCAGGACAUGACAGUUGAUGAAGAUGAGAACCUUGAAACCAGAAGUGAUGCAAGGCAUCUGUGCAACCACUUGUUGACUUAUGAUUUUCUGACUCUACUACGAUUUUGGAAUAACAUCCUCAUUUGAAUUGACCGUGUUCAAAAGAGGCUGCAGGAUCCUAGCAUGAACUUCCACGAUGCUGCUGUAGAUUUGAAAGCCCUCCAGGAUCGUUUGGAUGAUGAGAGAGAAGUGCUGGUCAGUGAGGCAUUCAACGUAGGGCUUGGUCUCUGUCAAGAAUGGGAUGUUGGCUUUGAAAGACGUCCGAGACGGAAGAAACGAAUGGCUGGUGAGAAAUCAAGAGAUGCUGGGUUAACAGCUGGGGAGGAGAUGGAAAGAGUCAUGAAGGGAACACUCGACCGUCUUCACAGAGAACUGGACGAAAGGUUCACUUGUCUGCAUGACACUGCUGCCAAGUUUGAGUUCCUUCUCGAUAUCGAGGGACUGUGCUACAGUGCUGACAGAGAGAAGCUAAAGAAGAACUGUGAAAAUUUUUGCAAACUGUACAGCUCUGAUGUUGAUGUGGAGCUAUAUGAUGAGAUUUUGGACUGCAGAAUGUUGCUAGCAGCGCGGACCAACAUGAGAGUAGCAAGACCGGAACAGCUUCUCGAAUUUAUUGUUCAAUAUGGAGAUGACAGCGUCUUCCCCAACCUCCGCAUUGCUAUACAGAUCAUGCUGACCAUUGCAGUUUCCAUUGCCAGCUGUGAAAGAUCAUUCAGCAAGUUAAAGCUGAUACUUUCCUAUCUGAGAGCUUCCAUGGGUCAAGGCAGACUCUGUGAUCUUGCUCUGCUGAGCACAGAGAGAGAGGAAACUGACAAAACUGACUUUGAUAGCAUCAUAGACCAAUUUGCAUCCAUGAAAGCAAGGAUGGUCCAGUUAUGAUUUUCAGGCAUGUCAUAAUUUGCUAAUUAGAAAAUUAAUGAGCGUGAGUUGUAAUUUCUGCAUUUUUGGUUAUUUAUUGCAUUUUUGGUUGUUUAUUACAUUUUGUAAUUUUUGGUAAUUUUUGUGGUAAUAUCAUGGAAAAAUAAAAGUUUUCUGAAACA